UUUGCAGGCAACUUAUGGGAUCCGGAUAGGAUCCUUUCCCGUUUUGAUGUUCAACAACCGUUUUUUUACCUUCACAAUCUACAGUAAAAUGACGAAACCACCCAUGAACAAAACUCCCUAGACGCCUAAUUCCCUUACUUUUACCCUACCGCGCAAUUUGAUUCCAUGUUUUCAGUUUGGCAAAAUUGGUCUUUGUGUUUUUCUUCGUUUGCUAAUUUUAAAUAAUUUAUUAAAAAAUCGUUAAAAUUAAUAUGCGCUUUGCACGUGAGAGAGUCAUCGUCAACCAUUGAAUCUUGCGUGGGUUAAUGGAUUUACAGUGUUAAAUUUCUAUCCUCACACGUGUAAUUGACACCUGUCACCAAAUUGACCGAUCGAAACACAUUCAUUAUUUACCAGAGCUUCUUCCAUCCCUUUCUAUUUUGUACGGUCACAGUUAAACUACGUUAAUAUUUUAUAUUAAUUUUUUUAUAAAAAUAAUAACAUAAAAAAUAAUAAGAACAUAAAAUGUUGACGUGAUUUAAUCAUGACCACACGAAUAAGAGGAAAUGGGAAGGGCAGACAAUCUGCCUCCUUAUUUACCACCGUCGCUAGAAAGUCGUCAAUACAGAACCUUUUUCCAGUUAACUGAAAAAGCGGCGCGAGAAUCAGAUCAAACGGCCGAAAUCCCAUCUGAAGAAUCUCAGAGAUGAGAAGAGGAGGAGGAGGAGGAGGAGGACAUGCUUCUUCUGGGAAUUACAGAAACCCAUGUUUGACUAUGCACCAACCAUGGGCUUCUUUACUGGUUUAUGGCAUCAAGCGCGUCGAGGGCAGGUCCUGGCCUUCCCCUAUCAGAGGCCGUCUUUGGAUUCAUGCCGCUGGUAAGGUUCCUGAUGAGGCUACAAUUAAAGCAAUGGAAGAAUUUUACAGGGAAAUUUAUGCAGUUGAUGGAAUCACGGAUCUUAAAUUUCCAGAACAUUAUCCGGUUUCAAGACUUUUAGGGUGUGUCGAAGUGGUUGGAUGUCUUAGACGAGAAGAACUUGCAUCCUGGGAGAUGGUACCUGAAGGGGUGAGGCUGGAAGCAUUAACUGAUAUGUGUUGGCUUUGUGAGCAACCACAGAAACUGUUAGUUCCAUUUGAGAUGCGUGGCUACCAAGGAGUCUAUAACUUGGAAAAGAAGAUAUAUGAAGGUGCAAUUAGAGGUCUUUCCCCAGUUAAUAGUCCCCUUCCAGUAAAGUUUCCACUUCCAAAUCCACAAGAUCCAUUUUCAUUGAAACCAGGAUCUAUCUCUGUGCAUGUCCCUGUAUCUAGAACAUCUGAAGUUGAGAUAUCAUCGAGUCUCACUGCAGCCAUAGCUGGUGCCCGUGCUGCAGCUACACAGUUCUCCAAGAAAGUUCAAGAUGCACAGACAUCUGUAACGACCCUUCCAUUAAAGGGUCAAUCUGUUGAAGAGGAUACAAUGCCAUCUGCUAACCUCAGUGAGACCUCUAAUAAAGGGGCAUUGACAUCUAAUAACAAGGAGCAAAUAAGUCCCAUUAAGCACAAGGGAGUCGGCAGCCACAGCCAACCUUAUUCUGGAGGUUUGAGACCUCAACCUGGUGCACCUUCUAAGGGCAGCGUUCAGCCUAGAGGGGAGCACACAAAGCGGAAGCGAGGCUUUGGGCUUGAGUAAUGCAAACAUUGCGGUGGGUGAGAGUGAUGAAGCUAUGAUGAUUCUUCAAUUAUUCUUUGAAGGUGGAACUUGUUGCAAAUAUCACUCGUUGCUCGCAAGAUGUUAUGGCAAAGUGGAUCUUCAACUUGGAAUAUGCUUUUCUACAUCCUUGUAUUGUAUUGUAUCUGUAAUCUGUAACUAGGAAUGGUUUGUGUUUAGUUUAGGGUGAUGAGAUAAGUACAGUUGUUUGGUAUCCUUCUUAGAUCCAAAUUUUUAGCUUUUGAAACUAAUUAAGUACUAAGUAAUUUAGUUGCAUUCAUCGUUUUUAAAAAGUGUAGUUUAGUGCGUUGGAUUGUGAUAUAGUGCUGAAAUUCGCGGAAAAUUUAAUAGAAAGAUUGCAUUUGGGUA
This is a messenger RNA of Malus domestica (apple), 2035 nucleotides long. RefSeq lists its product as uncharacterized. Gene Ontology annotation, biological process: positive regulation of DNA-templated transcription. Gene Ontology annotation, molecular function: transcription coactivator activity. Gene Ontology annotation, cellular component: nucleus. NCBI's taxonomy places the organism in Eukaryota, Viridiplantae, Streptophyta, Magnoliopsida, Rosales, Rosaceae. The record is from RefSeq and is a predicted model, not a curated record.